Messenger RNA from Solanum tuberosum (potato), 889 nucleotides. RefSeq lists its product as uncharacterized. Bases 22 to 759 code for a protein of 245 amino acids. The record is from RefSeq and is a predicted model, not a curated record. The transcript is spliced from 2 exons. Gene Ontology annotation, molecular function: nucleic acid binding; zinc ion binding. Lineage: Eukaryota; Viridiplantae; Streptophyta; Magnoliopsida; Solanales; Solanaceae.
GAGACCAUUAGGCACUUACUCAUGACAAGAAUUAAUUCUAAUAGGGAGAAAGCUGAAAAAUGGAACUUGAAUGAUAUUUGUCCUACUAUUAAGAAGAAGUUGACUAAAAUUAUGGAGGAUGCUGCCACUUAUAUUCCUAAAAAGUCGAAUAUGUGGAACUAUGAAGUGAUUGGACCUGUUGAAGGUGAUACUUGGGCUGUUGAUUUAUAUAACAGGACAUGUAGUUGUAGGCAAUGGGAACUUUCGGGUAUCCCUUGUAAGCAUGCUAUAUCAUCUAUUUGGUUGAAAAAUGAUGAAGUUUUAAACUAUGUCGAUGAUUGUUACAAGGUCGAGACAUAUCAAAAAAUUUAUGAAGUUCCAAUAUUGCCUAUGAAUGGUCCUGAUUUAUGGCCGAAGUCACAGAAUCCUCCACUAUUACCACCUUUAUACUUGAAAAAGACAAAGAAAGGGAAGAAACAAAAACUAAGAAAGAAAGAAGAUGAUGAAUCGGGAGCUAGCAGGAUGAAGUUAAAAAGGAAACAAAAAUCAGUUCAUUGUAAGAAAUGUGGUAGGCCUGGCCAUAAUAGUAGAACUUGCACUCCUUCAUCUGAUGCCGUUGAAAUUCAUCCAUCGGACCAUCCUUGUAGUUUGGACUCCAUCAUGAUCGAGAGAGCAUCAAGUUAUCAUAAUGUGGAAAAGCUACCUGUUAGAAAAGGCAAAUCUCAAGUCGGCCAUCAAAGUUACAUUUUCCAGACAUCUCAAAAUGGCAGGAACGAUUGAAGAAAUUACUUCUUUUUUAUUUAUUGAGUUAUUUUUGUUCUUGUAUAUCAAACUGAUGAUAUGCUACUGGUUUUUGCUGUUCAUUUACUUAUUCUGUUAAUUUAAUGGUACUAGACUCUGUUUCUACUUA